AUUCAAAAUUUUUGGACGCUUCUUCUAUAAAAAGGACGUUGGUUUUAACUUCUUUCUUUCCUCCUCCUCUUCGAUACUACAUUCGUCUGACGAAAUUGUCGCCGUUCACUUCGACACGCAUAUCAAAAUUGGACGAUACAAACAAAAACCCCAUCGCCCUUUCUUUUCAUAGAAAAUUAGGGUUUCGGUCAAUCAAUCAUUAAUUUUUUUUGUUUCCUAGUUUGAUCCCACAUUUUUUAAGAGAUACGGGGGGAAAACCAAUCCAAUGGAAUUUUGAAACACUUCGAACUUUCUCUCUCAAUUUCGGAGCCUGUUCGAGAGAGAAAGAGGUUUCGCAAUUUUAUGAUUAUUUUUUGUUUGUUUUCUUGCCUAAAGCAACACAAACAAAUCUGUACGCUCCAAGUUUUAAAGAAAAGGGACGGAAAAAGAAAUAAAAAAUGUCAAGAUCAGAUAAAUAAAGAAAUGGUUGAAAGGAGGAUAUUUUAAGUGCAGUGGAUUUGCAGAGAAAUUUUGGGUGAAAAAAUGGACGAUGAAAUCGAUGAUGAAAGGGAGGAAUUUUUUUCCAUCGAAGAACCGAAGGAGGUGGAAAAAUGUUUUGAUAUCAAAUACGAGUUUGAUGCACCCCAAUGCUAUGAUUUCAAUCGGCCAGAAACAGAUUGGGAGGCUGAAGAAGCCGAGCUCUGGUUUGAAUCAGCUGGAAGCUAUCCGUCUUCGCCUUUUGUGAUAAAAUUGAACUGGAGAUAUGAUAUAAACGGGGAUGGAGAAUUUGGCAAUGGCUCAAUAGAUUCUGAUGAAUAUGACGCGGAAGCAUGCAAUUGCUGUAACGAAGAUAAUCUGAGGGCUAAAACGAAUUCCCGGGUCAAGUCAUCUCUAUCUAGGAGUUCAACUUUGAUGAAACCUACAGCAAGUUACUUGGCCAAGCAAAUCCAAUCUCGAGCGGUUCUUUCCAAACAGUUUCAGAGAAGAUUGCAAAAGUUUGAUGAUAAGAAUAUAAGUUCCGUUACUGAUGGCAAUGCUACCAAAAGACAAAAGCUGGAAGCUGGUUACCUAUGCAAGGUUGCUAAUUUGAAGCAUCAAGCUCUAUUUGUGCACAAGAAACCUAAAAAGGUCCUAUCCCUUGAUGGUAUCUCGGUAUAUGCUAAACCUAAAGUUACAAUUCCGAGAGAACCAGAGUUACAAACAGCAAGAAGGGCUCAGAGACGUAGGUCUAAAGUUAAGGCACAAUCUGACGAAAAUGCAAAAUCAAAUGUUCAUUUCUUUAAAGCACUCCCCCUGAACAAAAAAAUUCUAGAGGCUCCUUCAUUGCCCCUUCCCAAGAAAAGCCUGCCUCAGCCGCCGGAGUUUCAGUUGUUUCACCUGAGGACAUCAGACAGAGCCAGGCAGCAUGCAUCUAAUAAUGCAAGGAAAGUACCUAAUUAUGUUUCAACUUCAAGAAAUGAAAACACUGGCCUUAGAAGCUUCAAGUCUGUCAAUGCAUUAAAGGAGGAGAAAUCUGAAGCUGUUAAUAAAUUUAAAGCUUGUCCUCUUAAUGAGAAGAUAAUUUCAAGUAGAGAAAAUGGUAUCCUCCAGAACAUGAACGAAACAACAGCCACAAUGGAAUUCAAGUUUUUACCAAACAGGAGACUUUCAGAUGAACCACCCAUAGAACUAUUCAAUAAGCUCUCGCUGUCUCCUGAAGUCCAUUCUGAUGAAAAGUCACAAGAAAAAAUGGCUCUUUCUGAGGGAUUCAAAGAGAAUGAACCAGGUCCUUUCCUUCUGCAGUGUCAGAUUAUGAACGUGGCCAUAGAAAAUUCGCAAAGGAAUGGGGGGAUGCAGUAUCAGUGUAGGAGUAAAAGGACUACUGAAAUUGCGCGACAACUGAACAUUAAUAGGUCAGAUAUGACUCUAGUGAUGACUCAAUUUUGGGUUGUUGGAAUUUCUAGAAAUAAGUCCACAUAAACAUCUGAUGACUUAUUUAGCCCAAGACCUUCUAACCUGACCAAGAUGUCUUUGGUUGGUUGGUACAUGAAAACGAAACACUUGCAGCUUAUUGUCUUUGGCAGAUAGGGUAUCAAAACUCAAAAGAACUAGUUGUACAAACAGAAACCACCUUGUAUAAAAUUUCAGUUGCCAAAACCAGGGAACAAAAUAAAAAAAUGUUGACGAAUCAAAAAAAUGAGAGGGGGGUUAUGCUAAAUUCUUAUACAAGAGAAUCAUAGAAUACCUUUCUUUUGGUGGGAAAGGGUUUGAGUGUUCGAAAUGAACAUGAUAGUCUUGAAUUCGUCCAUUAGCCCCGGUCUUUCUGAUUUAUGGUUGAAAGCAAAUCAUCUUUCUCUUCAUCUCCCCUUAACACAUCCAUUCAGCUAGUAUUUACAUGGAUAUCUUUGACAUGUUUCUCUAUAGAUACACAUUCUGAUGGAUAAAUGAAUGUUUCAUAGAACACAGCAUUUUACGAACAAGAACAUUAUGAUUUCUUGCAUGUUGUCGGAUAAUAUUCUCAAU
This is a messenger RNA of Durio zibethinus, 2481 nucleotides long. The record is from RefSeq and is a predicted model, not a curated record. NCBI's taxonomy places the organism in Eukaryota, Viridiplantae, Streptophyta, Magnoliopsida, Malvales, Malvaceae.